UAUUUGAUGAUAGGUAUUUUUUAUUCAGUCGUUUAAUCUCAAUAUGAAUUCUCUGCACGAGCAAUCGUAAACGACGCUCUAUUUAGGAAAUUCUUGAAAUAUAUCAAUAAUGCAAAGGUUCGUCAAGUGUAGUUCCCAUGGCUAAGCCCACAGGUUGGAUUGAUUCUAGUCGCUAUAGCCAUGGAGACGGAGUCAGUGAGGUCAGAGUUGAGUAGUCGGUCGCGAAGAAGCUCUAGACAUCGUCAACACACUCAUCGAAGCACCCGAAGUACAAAAUCUCAAAGAAAAGACUGCGGAGACAUGGCACCAUUUCAAACCAGUGUUAACAUAAAUCCCGAAAUGGGCCGAGAUGGACAAGAGGUUAUUGAAGUCCAAAUAUUACCACAAGAUGAGAACUGGGGUGAGACCACAACAGCUGUCACGGGAAACACAUCAGAAGGCUCACAGUCUAUGGAAGACAUCAGCAACUGGCCCAUUGAAUCGGAUUCUGGCCUUGGUUUCAUGUGCUCUAGAUAUUUCGGGACCACAUUGACUUUAGGACUUUCUUUUGUGUCGUUUGUGAGCCCAUUGGCCAUGGUUGUGUUGCCAAAAAUAGGAUUUUUCCCUGGAUUAUCUGAUAACAUAGCAAUACAACCAAGUCAGAGGAUACAACUACUUGCUUGCACUGCUGAAUGUAAAGGAAUAUUACUGUCACUAGCGUUCAAACUAGUUUUACUUGCAAUUGGAGUUUGGGCUGUAUUCCUGAGGCCUAGGAAUGCGAUAUACCCAAGGAUUUUUGUUUUCCGUGCUAUGACGUUAGUAAUAUUAGCUGUCUGUACAUUUUCGUACUGGCUAUUCUACAUUGUACAGAUUACUGAGGCCUCGAAAGCUUUAGCUGUGGGUGAAGAAGCUAUAGAUUAUAAUUCUUUAGUGUCUUACGUAUCAAGCUUUGCAGAUACACUUUUGUUUAUACAUUACAUAGCAGUGAUACUGAUGGAGAUUCGGCAUCUUGAGCCAGUAUACUAUAUAAAGAUAGUUCGGAGUCCAGAUGGAGAGAGUAGAUCGUAUGCUAUUGGGCAGCUUAGCAUCCAAAGAGCGGCGGUGUGGGCCCUGCAGAAGUAUUACACAGAGUUCCCAAUUUAUAAUCCAUACUUGGAAAAGAUACCAAUAGCUAAGUCGCAGAGGAAGGGGACAUCAAGUAUUAAAUUCUAUGACGUGGACGGGAAUACUAAUGCACCUUCAGGACAAGCCAGAUCGACGACGGGGUCGUGGUCGGGCAGCGGAGCGCGCCGCGGGUCUGCGCACAACGAGCGCUACCACGAGGAGGCGGAGCGCGAGCGCCGCGUGCGCAAGCGCCGCGCGCGCCUGCUCUGCGCCGCCGACGACGCCUUCGCGCACGUGCGCCGCGUGCGCGUCUCUACUGCUAACGGCGGAGCCCUAGGUCCGCGCGAGGCGGCCGCGGCGGUGUUCCCGUCGCUGGCGCGCGCGCUGCAGAAGUACCUGCGCGCUACACGACAACAGCCGAGGCACUCUGCUGACUCCGUGCUAGCCCAUUUGGCUCGCUGUCUCUCCCAAGACGCAUCUCCCCGCGCCUUCCUGGAGCCCUUCCUCGUAGAAGGCCCAGUGUUGGCCAACGACCAGGAAGGAAGGCCCAUCCAACGCUGGUCUUUGAUAUCCGACGAGUUACUAGCGCGCCCCCUUGCGGACAACAUCGAGUUUCAACUCCGUCAAGGUGACAUCUCUUUAAUUUGCUCCAUAAAACAGCUCCCCAAGUUCAGUUUGACCGAGGAAGUGGUUGACCCGAAGAGUAAUAGGUUUGUGCUAAGGUUGAAUUCCGAAACGUCAGUUUGACAGUACGACAGAGACGAGCAUAGGCUUGUAUGACAUUUAGAAGUUUUUUAGGUUAGCUGUCAAAAUGUGUAUGAUCCAUGACUUGAAUGAAAUUAGGAAACUUGUGCUUGAAAUUACGCUCACAAAUUAUAUACAAAAGUGAAUUUUUAAAUAUGCGUAAAUGCGAAUGCCGCCUGUUUGGAAAAUCGCUCUUAUUCUUAUAAAGUUAAAAGGAUACUAUAAGCGAAAGUAUGUUUCGUCUCGUUCUGUCAAUGACAAAUAUUGCGAUAGUGACAAAACAUAUUUUGCUUUAACAACUUAUAUAAAUAAGACGGUAAAAUUUUAUUUCCUAUUUUGGGAGAAUAUGCUUCAAAGAUUAGAUACCUACUAGUGCAAACAUGACUUAACUACGUAGUUAGAAUUUUAAGUUUUGAUUGAGUGAAUUGACUUUUUUUUACCAUGAAGCUUAAGUACUCUGAGUGUGAAUCUCAUAGGAUAUUAGAUUGUUGUUCGUGACAUUAUUGUGCAAUCAAAAUUAUUGUUAAAGCAACUAAUGAUGACAAAAUUACAUUGAUCCAGUGAAAAAUCACAGAUGAGAAACGAUUUUUAUUUAUUUUUAAAUUAGUAAAAAUUAGAUUAUGAUUACUA
Plodia interpunctella (Indianmeal moth) is the source of this 2457-nucleotide messenger RNA. It is a transcript of the gene Vang, whose product is annotated as Van Gogh. The record is from RefSeq and is a predicted model, not a curated record. The coding region runs from base 181 to 1830 and encodes 549 amino acids. Gene Ontology annotation, cellular component: plasma membrane. The transcript is spliced from 6 exons. Lineage: Eukaryota; Metazoa; Arthropoda; Insecta; Lepidoptera; Pyralidae. Gene Ontology annotation, biological process: multicellular organism development; Wnt signaling pathway, planar cell polarity pathway; establishment of planar polarity.